This is a messenger RNA of Microplitis demolitor, 777 nucleotides long. RefSeq lists its product as uncharacterized. NCBI's taxonomy places the organism in Eukaryota, Metazoa, Arthropoda, Insecta, Hymenoptera, Braconidae. The transcript has a single exon. Bases 1 to 777 code for a protein of 258 amino acids. The record is from RefSeq and is a predicted model, not a curated record.
AUGUGGACUAAAAUUGAAAAAUUAAUUGGUGACAAAAAGAAAAGCAGCGAAAUAUUUGACUCCAUUAGUUUUAAUAAUCGUUAUUUAAAAAAUGAACUUGACAUAGCAAACGGGUUCAAUAGAUAUUUUGUAAAUAGUAUAAAACAUAUUAUUAAGGAAGUUGAAAGUAAUGAUGUAUCCACUGGAUAUAAUCAUAAAGAGCUUGUUGAUAAUUUUGAUAAUAGUAAAAUAUGGGGAAAAUUUGAUGAGGUAUCAGUAUUGGAAGUUGAGAAAAUUAUUAAUAAUUUAGAUGUAAAUAAAGGUGCAAAUAAUGAUUUAAAUGCUGUGAUAGUCAAGAAAAUUUGGGACUGUAAUCGCAAUAUUAUUCUAAGUAUGUUAGAUUGUUCGUUAAACUUAGGUAUAGUUCCUAACUGCUGGAAAGUUUCUGUAAUAACACCAAUUUCAAAGAUUAAAAAUAGUGACAAAGCUGAAAAUUUUAGGCCCAUAAAUACUCUUCCAAUCUUGAAACAGAUUCUAGAGCGAAUAGUGAAGACCCAACUUGAGAAAUUUAUCGAGGAUAACGUUAUUUCGGACGUAGGUCAAUCUUGUUACCGAAAAUAUUUCUCAUGUGAGUCCGCAUUGCAAGACUUACUUACUAAAUGGAGAAAAGAUCUAGAUGAUGGUAUGUGGAUUAGAAUAAUAUUUAUUGAUUUUACAAGGGCAUUUGAAACGGUAGACAGAAAAGUACUCAUUGAUUUGUUAAGAAAGAUUGGAUUGAGAGGAAUUGUGUUGGAUUAG